UUGGUGGAUAGUCGUUUUCGGUUCCCUAACUUAGAAACCGGCCGACCGGUGUCACUGUCAUUGUCGCUGUCAUCGUACAUAUUAAGUGCAUAGCCUACCUACAGUUGACUGUAUGUUUAUACACUUUAUUAUGUACAGAGCAAUAUACGAUUAUCGUAUAAACAAAUUGUACACUAUUAAAACAUCGAAUAGGAAAAUAUUGACUUAGAUAAUUAAGUACCACAAUAUUAUCUGUGUUCAAUAAAGAAGUUUAAAAUUUUUUAUUUUAUAUUAUUUUAUAUUAAACUUUUAUCAAUAUCACUCGCACGGAAGUACAAAUUGGAAAUCUAUAACAAUAUAAAAACUAAAUAGAUGUAAUGAGUAUUGUCAAACAAGGGUUUAUUGCUGUCCACGUAGGUGCAGGAAAGCAUUCAAAUGCUCUUAAGGAAAAAUAUCAAAAGUUAUGCCGCCUAGCCUGUGAAACUGGUAUUCAAAAUUUAAAGAAUGGUGGCAAUACAUUGGAUGCAAUAGUAGAAACUAUAAUGAUAUUAGAGAAUUCACCUCUAACAAAUGCUGGAUUUGGUUCUAAUCUUACUUUAGAAGGAACUGUUGAAUGCGAUGCCAGUGUGAUGGAUGGCACAACAUUACAGUUCGGAGCAGUCGGUGCAGUUAGUGGAAUAAAAAAUCCUGUGUUGUUAGCAAAACGUCUUUGUGAACAACAGUCAAUUAAAAUUGCAUAUGGCAGAAUUCCACCAAGCUUUCUAGUUGGGAAUGGAGCACACGUAUGGGCACAAGAAAUGGGGAUUCAAACUUUACCUCCAGAACAGCUAAUUUCAAUGAAAGCCCAAAAGAUAUAUAAACAUUACAAAAGGAAAGUAGAGGAUUCAGAUCAGGAAAUUCAAAAGUGUGCCAAAAAGAGAAUGGAUACAGUUGGUGCAAUAUGUGUUGAUAAAGAAGGAAAUAUUGCUGCUGCCUGUUCAAGCGGUGGUAUUAUAUUAAAAUAUCCAGGAAGAGUAGGACAAGCUGGAGUAUGGGGUUGCGGUACUUGGGCAUAUAAAGACAAAUACUCAAUAGGAACAAGUACAUCUGGCUGUGGAGAACACCUAAUUCGUACUUCAUUAGCACGCACAAUUGCAGAAGCUAUUUCAAAUAGCUCCUGUCCAACCACUAGUUUACAUCAUGCUAUGAAAGUCAAUUUUAUCGAUUCAAAAUUUUUGUGUGGACUUGAACAGAAACUUGGAGGUGUCAUUGCUCUUCGAUAUUCACCGCAGGAAGGACUGGGUGAUCUUCUAUGGAGUCAUUCAACUAAUUCAAUGAUAAUAGGUUACAUGAAUUCUACUGAGCAAUCAGCGGUAAGUCAUAUGUCCAGCCUCUCACCUAACGAAGUUGGCAAAAAAGCAGUUGUGGAAGGAAUAUGUUUCAAGAUUAACGAAACAACUGACUCUUAAUAAUACUGUCUGAAUACAUGCAAUUUUUUGGUCUGUUUAUUAUUAUUAAACGAUAAGUAAAAGACGAAGCAAUACUGCCUAUAGAAAAUGAUUGUACACACGUUAAACGGAAUGUCUUAAAGAGUUCAUAACAUUCAACACCUCAAAAUACACGAUUAUUACUAUUUCAUGAUAUAGAAAACCUGUAUGACGUAAUGAUAGUACAUAAUAUCUGUACCUCUGAAAAUGGAUGGUUGUUAUUAACUUGCGAGGCUCAACAAGGAACAAGCUGCCUUAUAGAAAUAGUGAACAGCUUAUACAUAUAUUUUGGAAACAUAAUUAGUGAAGUGCCUUGCUUCCUUUAUAGAAAUCCGAUCAUCCAUGAGCAAUCCAAAUGGCACAGAUAUCCUCUGCUAUCAGUUUCUAUCCAAUUAUUGUUAGGAUACAUAUGUUGUUAAGCAAACUCCCAUUUACUAUAUCUUUACAGUAUCUUUAACAAAGUUUUGUGAAAGUUUUAUGAAACCAGAAUCAAAUAAAAUGUAUUAUUCCAAGCAAAAUUA
Molecule: messenger RNA, 1966 nt
Organism: Megalopta genalis
Lineage: Eukaryota; Metazoa; Arthropoda; Insecta; Hymenoptera; Halictidae
Gene: Tasp1
Product: Taspase 1
Biological process (GO): protein maturation
Cellular component (GO): cytoplasm
Molecular function (GO): threonine-type endopeptidase activity
Source: RefSeq, a predicted model, not a curated record